AACGAGGCUGCAGAAGAAGCAGAGCGCCCCAAACAAAAAACCCAACUCGUUUUCAGCUCGCGGAACGGGCGGCAGAGUCCCAGUCCUCUCGCUUUCUCCCCCGCGAUUCGCCUCGCUUCCAUCCGGUUCGAUUCGGGAGCCGGAGCCAGAGAGGGAGAGGUAAUCGCCCCGCUCGUGCUCCACCUCUCCGUCCAUUUCCACCCCGCCGGGCGAUUCGUCGGAUCGGGCCGUGGUAGCGAUGCCGCUGGCGGAGUCGCCCCAGUGGCGCCGGAAGGCCACCGAUUUCUUCUCAACGUCCAGUUUCAAGCUGAAGCAGGCAGGGCAAUCGGCUGGGGAUAAUAUAGCUGAUGUUGCUGGGAAGGUUGGGUCCGUGGUGAAGACUCGCUGGGCUGUCUUCCAGGAGGCUAGGCAGCAGCAGCAGCAGCGUCCACCGGGUGAGACAGUGCAGGAGCGUUUCAUCACAGCUGCUGCCUCCACUGGGUUGCUUUUCAGGAAGGGCAUUUCAGAGACAAAGGAGAAGGUUGCUGUGGGAAAGGUCAAAGUCGAAGAGGCUGCUAAAAAGACUGCGGAUAAGAGCAAGACUAUUUUGAACAAUAUUGAACGCUGGCAGAAGGGAGUCGCAAGCACUGAUGUAUUUGGUGUUCCUAUUGAGGCCACUGUACAACGAGAGCAGUCUGGUAAAGCUGUGCCCUUGAUGCUAGUGAGGUGUGCAGACUACCUGGUUAUAUCAGGUUUGAGUAAUGAGUACUUAUUCAAAUCUGAAGGUGACCGAAAAGUUCUUCAGCAGUUAGUUUCUCUUUACAAUGAAGACUCGGGUGCAUCUUUACCUGAAGGUGUGAACCCUAUUGAUGUAGGUGCACUGGUGAAGUGUUACCUUGCCAGCAUCCCUGAACCGCUUACUACAUUUGCACUUUAUGAUGAGCUUAGAGAUGCGAGGGUUAGCAUUCCUGAUCUUAGAAACAUAUUGAAGAAGCUUCCAAAUGUUAACUACAUGACGCUAGAGUUUGUUACAGCGCUGCUACUUAGAGUAAGCCGCAAAUCAUCACUUAACAAGAUGGACUCUCGUAGCCUCGCUGUGGAAUUUGCGCCUUUGAUCAUGUGGCAGCAAGGCGAUGCUGGCACAGAUUUGCGUAACCACCUCAAGUUUACCUUGAAACCACCUCCUAAAAUUGUGGACACGACAUCAAAUACCGCUGCAUGGGACCUGUUAGAUGAGGAUGAUGAGGACGCCUCAUCCCAGAUCCCCUUGGAUGACGCUUCGCCCCCAGACUACAGCUCCAUCGAGGUCAUCCAGUGUCUGAUCGAGCAUCACAAUGCCAUUUUCACCGACGCGAAUGAAACCGUAUGGAGAUGAUUGGAAUCUCCUCUGUAGAUCUCUCCGGUGUUAGCUCGUGCUAUGUACAAGUUCCAGGUAGGAGGGUGUAUUACCGCACGCUAUUGUUAGGGAUAAGCAUUUUGGCCGGAACAUUUUUGGGGUAGGUUUGUAUAUACGCUAGUAUUAAUUCUUAACGGGAAGAAAUCUUGUAGGAUCUGGUCAUGCUUCAUCAAUAAUAAUGUACUUGGAUGUAAACCACAUGGCCGUGGUGUGCUGUUUUGACGCAUUUGCUGAAUUCUCUGUUGAUAAGGUGCUGCAUGGGAUGCUUUUGUUGUUGUGUAUCA
Messenger RNA from Setaria italica (foxtail millet), 1659 nucleotides. RefSeq lists its product as uncharacterized. The transcript has 10 exons. The record is from RefSeq and is a predicted model, not a curated record. The coding region runs from base 239 to 1354 and encodes 371 amino acids. Gene Ontology annotation, biological process: signal transduction. NCBI's taxonomy places the organism in Eukaryota, Viridiplantae, Streptophyta, Magnoliopsida, Poales, Poaceae.